AUGCUGUCUUUGACAACGUCAAUCUUCGGCCUUGUGGCUGUUGCGCCCCUGGUCUCAGCAGCAUCACAAUCCAACGUCCUCAAUAAGGAUGUUGUGAUCGUUGGUGGUGGUGCGUCCGGUGCUUAUGCUGCUGUUCGCAUCCGUGAUGACUUUGGCAAGAGCAUCGCUCUCGUGGAGAAGGAGAGCAUCCUGGGUGGCCAUGUCGACUCCUACGUCGACCCCCAAACCGGCACUCCCUACGACUACGGCGUCAAGACCUUCCUGGACACCGGCAACGCCACGGGCUUCUUCGACCGGUUCGGCAUCGCGCGAGGCAGCUCGCCCACCGUCCCCGUCACCACCGAAUACAUCGACUUCCUGACCGGCGAGACCGUCAACUUCACCGCGCCCCCCAUGGCCGACCAGAUGUCCGCCAUGGCCAAGUUCCUCGACAUCGUCGAGCCCUGGGAAUCCCUCAUGCAGCCCAGCUACACCAAGUUCCCCGUCGGCGACGACAUCCCCUCCGACCUGCUCCUCCCCUACGCCGACUUCAUCACCAAGCACGGCCUGCAGGACGCCGUCCCCCUCAUGUACCAGUCCACGGGACUCGGCCUGGGCAACAUGGCGCAGGAAACCACGCUCUUCGUCCUCCAGGGCUUCGGCGCCUCCAUGGCCCGCGCCAUGCUCGGCAAGCAGAACAUGUUCGUCCCUGCGUCCGGACGCAACCAGGACCUAUACGACGCAGUCGCAGACUCCCUGCACUCUGACAUCCUGUACUCGAGCACGGUGGUUCGCAGCAAACGCAGCGCAUCAGGCGUCUCGCUGACCGUGCAGAACCACAAGACGAACGAGACGACGGUCAUCCACGCCAAGCGGCUACUUUUGGCGAUCGAGCCGACCGCGUCGAACAUGGCGCCGUUCGACCUCGACGCCGACGAGCAGGCCGUGUUCGACAAGUUCGUCUACAGCAAUGAGUACACCGGUCUGGUCGACAACAGAGCCUUCGCUACCAACGCCUCCUACUUCAAUCUCCCUGCGUCCGCCGCCCCCAGCAACUACCUGGCGCUCCCGGACCCGUCGUUCACGGCGCGGAUUGACUACUUCGGCGGGGCGCAUCUCUUCCGCGUCACUGUGGUUGGGGACCAGACGCUUGAUGCGGCGGGGGCGAAGAAGCUCGUGCAGAAGGACUUUGAUACGCUGCUGGAGGCGGGCCGGUUGACGGAGAGUAGGAAGCAGGAGCUAAGCUGGGUGGACUUCUCGGCGCAUGGGCCCAUGCAUGCGCGCGUAUCGGUGGCCGACGUCAAGGACGGGUACUUUAAGAAGCUGUAUGGGUUGCAGGGGGGUCGGUCGACGUGGUGGACUGGGGGUGCGUUCUCGGUGAAUUUCCAGACGACGUUGUGGGAGUUUGACGAGCUGCUGAUUCCUGAGCUGUUGGAGGGGUUGAACUAAAUUACUAAAUAGAGUUAGAGCUGGAUAUGAAUCGGAUGAUGGGUAUGAGAAUGUAUUUUAUUUUUUAUCGUGGUGGUGAG
Molecule: messenger RNA, 1508 nt
Organism: Aspergillus steynii IBT 23096
Lineage: Eukaryota; Fungi; Ascomycota; Eurotiomycetes; Eurotiales; Aspergillaceae
Product: NAD(P)-binding protein
Exons: 2
Coding region: 1-1428 (475 amino acids)
Source: RefSeq, a predicted model, not a curated record